UUCUUCGAUCAUUUAUUGAACUCGUAUCGAACUGCCAGCCUAUGAUUAUGGCGGAGGAACGGGGGAACGGAGAGAGGGAGGGCGAAGUGGGAGUGGAUGACGAAAUGGAGGAAGGUGAGAUACCGGAAAACGAGUCGCAGGAGGGUUCGUCGGCGGAGAAGAGCGGAGAACCCAUCGCGAUGCCGCCGCACCCUUUGGAACAUUCGUGGACGUUCUGGUUCGAUGAUCCCUCCGGCAAGGCGAAGCAAGGUGCUUGGGGAAGCUCCAUACGGCCCAUCUACACGUUCCACACAGUUGAAGAUUUCUGGAGACUUUACAACAACAUUUAUCAUCCAAGUAUGUUAAUUAGUGGAACAGACAUCUACUGUUUUAAAUACAAGAUUGAACCGAAAUGGGAAGACCCGAUAUGUGCAAAUGGAGGGAGAUGGACUAUUGUCUGUCAAAGAGGAAAGUCAGAUACAUUGUGGUUGUAUACUUUGCUGGCAAUGAUUGGCGAGCAAUUUGACCAUGGGGAUGAAAUUUGCGGAGCAGUUGUCAAUGCACGUCCAAAACAAGAAAGGAUAGCAUUGUGGACAAAAAAUUCAUCUAAUGAAGCUGUGCAGCUAAGCAUUGGGAGACAAUGGAAGGAACUCUUAGACUGUAAUGAUCAAAUUGGUUUCAUUUCUCAUGAUGAUGCAAAAAGGCUUGAGAGAGCUGCCAAAAACAAGUACACCGUGUGACUUUUUUACUCAUUAGGUAUGGAUUUAUAAUAAGCAGCGUACAUGAUGGGUAGGAGGAACUCUUCCUUUUGAGUUCUCUUGUUCCUGCAUCUAUUCAUUUUUUAUGAUAGUUUAUUAGAUAUAGGGAAGAAGAUGUUUGCCAAAGACGUCUCUAAGGAAAGCAAUGCAAUGACAGGGCAUGCUGGAUCAUUUGAAAAAUUGACUAUUUGUUUCAAAUUUGAUUGUUGCAAAUAGAAAAUAGUUUUGGAAUG
This is a messenger RNA of Phalaenopsis equestris, 970 nucleotides long. Its product is annotated as eukaryotic translation initiation factor 4E-1-like. NCBI's taxonomy places the organism in Eukaryota, Viridiplantae, Streptophyta, Magnoliopsida, Asparagales, Orchidaceae. The record is from RefSeq and is a predicted model, not a curated record. The transcript has 5 exons. Gene Ontology annotation, molecular function: translation initiation factor activity; RNA 7-methylguanosine cap binding. Gene Ontology annotation, cellular component: eukaryotic translation initiation factor 4F complex; cytoplasm. Gene Ontology annotation, biological process: translational initiation. Bases 42 to 719 code for a protein of 225 amino acids.